Lactuca virosa is the source of this 1251-nucleotide messenger RNA. The record is from the annotation of a GenBank genome assembly. NCBI's taxonomy places the organism in Eukaryota, Viridiplantae, Streptophyta, Magnoliopsida, Asterales, Asteraceae.
AUGGCUGAGCCAAUCUACAUCAAAGAGGCAUCACAACAGAGGAAAAUCUCAAGAUCAUGGAGAAGUAUGUGUAAAGAAAUUGUUAGAACUCCUGAAUCUUGUGGGAAGCUCACUUUUCCAGUUUCAUUAAAACAGCCGGGCCCACGUGAUGUUACGAUUCAAUGUUUCAUCAAAAGGGAUAAAUCCAAUUUGACAUAUCAUCUUUAUCUGUGUCUAAGUCCAGCUGCUUUACUAGUUGAAAAUGGGAAAUUCCUGCUUUCUGCAAAAAGAACUCGAAGAACUACUUGUACUGAGUAUGUCAUCUCCAUGGAUGCUGAAAACAUUUCAAGAUCAAGCAACACUUAUAUUGGAAAACUCAGAUCUAAUUUUCUCGGGACAAAGUUUCUAAUAUACGACACACAACCACCACAUUCCGGCGUGAAUAUUCCAGCACCAGGGAGAUCAAGCCGGAGAUUUUACUCGAAAAAAGUGUCUCCAAAAAUGCCAAGUGGCAGCUACAACAUAGCCCACAUCACCUAUGAGCUCAACGUCCUCGGGACACGUGGGCCCCGCAGAAUGCACUGUGUCAUGCACUCAAUUCCCGCCUCCUCCCUCGAGCCAGGCGGCUCAGUCCCCGGUCAACCGGACCACCUCCUGCCGCCCCGCUCCUUAGAAGAUUCCUUCCGCAGCAUGUCCUUCUCAAAAUCCCUCGACCACUCCGCCGAAUUCAGCAGCUCAAGAUUCUCCGAGAUCAUGGGAGCCGCCAUUGGCACCGCCACGUCAUCCGAUGUUCCCGAGAGUGAAAGGUCCAAAAUGCCCUUGGUCUUGAAAAACAAGUCGCCUAGGUGGCACGAACAGUUGCAGUGUUGGUGUUUGAAUUUUAGGGGACGGGUGACGAUCGCGUCUGUUAAGAAUUUUCAGUUGAUCGCCGCCACACCGGUGGCCGGACCGUCUCAGCCGCCACAACCGCCGCCACCGCCGCCGCCACCGGAGCAUGAUAAGGUGAUCUUGCAGUUUGGGAAAGUUGGGAAAGAUAUGUUUACAAUGGAUUAUCGGUACCCUUUAUCUGCGUUUCAAGCUUUUGCCAUAUGUUUAAGCAGCUUUGACACCAAAUUAGCUUGUGAAUAGACAAAUUUAACCUUAGUGGAAUGGGGAAAAAAAUAGCGAUGUAUUUUCUUUGGUGUCUAUUUUGUGUGUGUGUAGUGUUGUUGAAAUUAAAAACUCGAUUUACAACUGUUUGUCUACUCUUGUUCACAACUAAAAGAUUCUUGU